AUGACGUACGACGCACCUUGCAACGUCACGACAACAUUUGCUCCUGGCGUCAUCAGCCUCUUCAAGUUCGUUAUUCGAGAAGCGCUCAUCACCAAAGACAAAACCGUCAACGGAUCUCCCGACAACCUGAAGAAGAUGUGCGGUGCAGAAGGCGGGGUUCCGCUCAUCAUCAACACCAAGCAACUGCUUCGAGAAGCUAGGCAGCUCGUCGCUGACCAUGGAAUAUGGCUCAUGUGGGGUGCAAGUUGGGCCAUGGCCUGGCUGAGCGCUCACCGCACUCCUAACAACGGCCUUUACCACUGGCCCGACAACUCCCCGGUGAUUGGCUGCGUCUUCACUGCAAACGACUUCUUCUCUGCUUCAUUCUCCGGUGAAAUGGGAGCAUCCGUGCUCGGCGACGAUGGAAAAAUUGGCACGUUAUCAGAACAACCGCUCUUCAUUAAGGCUCUGCCCGUACU
Molecule: messenger RNA, 458 nt
Organism: Hyalella azteca
Lineage: Eukaryota; Metazoa; Arthropoda; Malacostraca; Amphipoda; Hyalellidae
Exons: 3
Source: RefSeq, a predicted model, not a curated record